AUGGCACUUGGAUGGGUUCUAUUGGCUUUGAUGGUUCUCGGUGGCAUACCGCUGAAUUGGCUCUACGACGAUCCACUACAGCUGUGUAGAUCCCAGGGUGACAUCAACACUCUGGGUGAGCUGGCGCUAUGCAUGCAGCGUUUCGUUGUACCGGAGGGCACCAUCCCGCCCAGCCUAUGGCGCGAGGAAACCGGCUACAUUCCAAGCCUUCAACAGCGACACGACCUUGACAAGUUUAUUCGCAAUAUGGCCAGCGCGUCCUCGGCUGCGGCAUGCAAAAAGCUGCUGCUGCCGGCUUCCCUUAAGCGAGUGUAUCGACCGCCCCGGGUAUUCCGCGACGCUGAGGUGCGUGAGAGCGUGUGCCUGUUGCUGGAGCGCACCCGCGGUGGCCGGUUUGUAGCGGGAUGGGCAUGGCUGGCGGUGAGGCCUGAGCCCGCAGCGGUGGGGCAGUUGGCGAAGUCGGAGGAGGAGGAGGAGGAGGAGGAGGAGGGACAUGAGCUGGCGUCGAUCGGUGCUGCGAAGGCUGCAACACGUGCAGGAGCUUUAGCAACAGCCGCCCCUGGCGUUAUGGACGACACGCAGCCGUCAGGGACAGAGCAGCAGCGGCGACGGCGAGGGCGACAACAGCAGCAGCAGCAGCUGCGCUGGGUCAAGGCCUGGGUUGGGGUCUGGUACCGGGUCGUGGAUUGGUGGUUUCGGAGCUCCUGGGUCACGGCCCUGUGGGGGUUUGGCAACGCGGGGGUUGAGGUGGGCAUGGAGACGCAAGCAGCAGAGGAUGAGGAGGCAGUAGCGGUGGUUGCGGCUGUAGGUGGCGGCGGGUUUCGGGGCGGCUGGUCACCGAGGGGCGGGCGGCCUUUGCGGCGGCUGCACCUUGGAGCGCCUCACCCCAGCUUUGAGGGACCCGUGGACCUGCAGGCGGUGGCGCUGUUCCGAGGGCUGCCCUCCCUCGCUCGGAGUGUGGUGGUGUCCGGGAAGCACCGCCGGGCGACAGCCGCAGACAGCGCCUGCCUGCCGGGAUUUGGCUACCCAGCCAGCGAUCCGAGCCACAACGACCGGGAUGCCUUCAACAUCAUCUCGUUUGCGCUGCUUCAACUCCACGGCAAGAAGGAGGAGAGCUGUCCUGUCAGCACUGUCUUCGCCUCCGGCGGGUUCGGAAGUAAUGCUACAGCCUUCUACAGCCGCAAGGACACGGCAGUAGCGGCCCUGGUGGCGGCGCUGGAAGAGGUCACCGGAGCAGCAGCAGCAGCAGCGGCGGCGCCUCCGCCCCCGCCAGCAGGCACCAGUAGCAGCAGUGGCGGCUGGACGGUGAGCCUGCCGCCAGAUGACCCGGCGUGUGCUCUAACAGCUACUCGCAAUGUGUUCGGCAGGGGUGUCAACGGCGUACCACGGCGGGAUGUGUGCACCAGGCCGGCGGAUGCUGGCGGCGGGAGCGGCGGCAGAAGCUGCUUCGGGUCGUUUGUGCACGUAGAGCAGGCAGAGGCGGCACGGGCGCCUGCGGUGUGGGCUCUGUGGGUCGAGGCGCUACAGAUGCUGCAGAGCUGGGCUAGGGUUGGUGAUCUGUAA
Molecule: messenger RNA, 1563 nt
Organism: Volvox carteri f. nagariensis
Lineage: Eukaryota; Viridiplantae; Chlorophyta; Chlorophyceae; Chlamydomonadales; Volvocaceae
Exons: 4
Coding region: 1-1563 (520 amino acids)
Source: RefSeq, a predicted model, not a curated record